AUGAGCAGUGGCAGACGUAAGGCGCUGAGGGCGACGGCGGCGAGUGCGGCUGCUGGCGACGUCGGCGCACCGCCGCCGGGUGCACCGACCAACCAAAACCGGUUUGCGUGGACGGCUGCAGCGCCGCCGACAUCUUCGGCAUCGUCGCCGGUGCCUGCCCGUCAGCGGACGCUGGGAAUUGGCCCGUUCACGGCGUCGGUGCGGCGGCUGGAGCCGCAGGCUAAGGUGGCGCAGGCGACGACGGCGGCGGAUGCGGCGGCAGCCGAGACCGAGGCCGAGGCGCUGGUAGCUGCUGCUGCAGCGGCCGACAACGUGGUGGCCGAGGCGAUCCGCGAGGGUGCGCGGCCGACGACCCGGGUCAUUGCGCCGUACGGACGGCCUGCAUCGAGCGGGCGGCGGCGGCGGCGGCGGCCGGCAGCGGAUGCUCACCUGCAGCAGCCGCGGCCGGUGUCGCGCAACCGCAAGCAUCAGCCUGGCGAGCCGCGGGCACUGUCUAAGGGCUUUGGCGCUGCGUAUGGCAUCCGCGAGUCGCUCAAGCAAUACGGCGUCCAGCAGCUGUCACGACCGCAGUCGGCGCCCGGCCGGACCCGCAGGGUGCCCGACGAGGCACUGGCCGGCGAGCCGCCGUUUGUCCACACCAUCCAGUACAUCGGCCACAACGGCGCCGAGUCGCACAGGGUCAACCCGCGGCUCUCGACGCGGCUUCCGCGCCAGAAGCCGCGCUCCAAGUUUGCGUACGCCAAGAACGCCACGUCGCGCAGGCCGUCAUCAGCCUGGUUCGCCUACCCCGCACCAGGCUCGCUCGUCCCGCACGCCCGGCCCGCCUGGCACUAGCUGCGCGGUGCCCUGGGCCCGUUCAUCGAGACAAGGCCUUGCUAAACUUUACACGUAGAGA
This is a messenger RNA of Thecamonas trahens ATCC 50062, 895 nucleotides long. RefSeq lists its product as uncharacterized. The record is from RefSeq and is a predicted model, not a curated record. The transcript is spliced from 2 exons. NCBI's taxonomy places the organism in Eukaryota, Apusomonadida, Apusomonadidae. The coding region runs from base 1 to 834 and encodes 277 amino acids.